Glycine soja is the source of this 2593-nucleotide messenger RNA. RefSeq names its product galactinol--sucrose galactosyltransferase-like. The record is from RefSeq and is a predicted model, not a curated record. Gene Ontology annotation, molecular function: galactinol-sucrose galactosyltransferase activity. The transcript is spliced from 5 exons. The coding region runs from base 42 to 2390 and encodes 782 amino acids. Lineage: Eukaryota; Viridiplantae; Streptophyta; Magnoliopsida; Fabales; Fabaceae.
GCACAGCUUAAUUUCUUCCUUUAUUAUCAAGUCACUUCUCAAUGCCUCUCUCACACUCUCCUUCCCCUUCCAUGGCGCCAAGCCUAACCGCCAAGCAAGAAGCGGCGCUUCUCAACGCUAAUCCACACUUAUCCAUAAAACUCCAAUCCUCAACUUUCUUCGCUAACAACCACCCAAUCCUCACCCAAGUCCCACCUAACAUAACAACAACCACUCCACCGCCCCACGAUGCUUCCACCACCCCCGCCGGAUGCUUCGUCGGUUUCUCCGCCGACGAGGCACGCAGCCGGCACGUGAUCUCCCUCGGCAAACUGAGGGGUAUCAGAUUCACGAGCAUUUUCCGCUUCAAGCUCUGGUGGAGCACCCACUGGUCCGGCAGCAACGGCCGCGACGUGGAGAACGAAACCCAAAUGAUGAUCCUCCAAAACGACGCCGUCGAGGGCCGACCCUACGUCCUCCUCCUCCCACUCCUCGAAGGACCCUUCCGAGCCUCGCUCCAACCCGGCCUCCACGACGACGUGGACAUCUGCAUGGAGAGCGGCUCCGCACGUGUCACCAAGUCACGCUUCCGAACCUCCGUCUACAUGCACGUGCACGACGAUCCUUUUACUCUAAUCGACGAAGCGCUGAAAGUAAUCCGAGUCUAUCUGGGAACGUUUAGGUUAAUGGAAGAGAAAACCGUGCCGGGGAUUAUUGACAAGUUCGGGUGGUGCACGUGGGACGCGUUUUACCUUAACGUGCACCCGGAGGGGGUGCGGGAAGGAAUUAAGGGCCUGGUGGAGGGAGGGUGUCCUCCGGGGUUGGUACUGAUCGACGACGGUUGGCAAACAUUUUGCCGUGACGACGAAACCGUGAGCGACGGGGGGAGUUUAAAUUGCUCUGUGCCGGGGGAGCAGAUGCUGAAUAGGUUGAUAAAAUUUGAAGAGAAUGGCAAGUUUAAGGAGUAUAAGUGUGGGAGGGAGGGUAAUAAGGGUAUGGGUGCGUUUGUGAGGGAGUUGAAGGAGGAAUUUAGUGGGUUGGAGUAUGUAUAUGUGUGGCAUGCGUUUUGUGGGUACUGGGGAGGGGUUAGGCCUAAGGUGCCGGGGAUGCCGGAGGCCACGGUGGUUCCGACCAAGUUGUCUCCCGGAGCGGAGAUGACUAUGACGGACCAGGCGGUGGUGAAGAUCAUGGAGAUUGGGGUGGGGUUGGUGCCACCGCAUCGGGCGCAUGAGUUGUACGAGGGGCUUCACUCUCAUCUGGAAUCGGUGGGAAUUGAUGGUGUCAAGAUUGAUGUCACGCAUAUUCUAGAGAUGCUAUCGGAGGAAUAUGGUGGUCGUGUCGAACUCGCUAAAGCAUAUUACAAAGCACUCACUGCUUCCGUGAGGAAGCAUUUCAAAGGCAAUGGUGUCAUUUCAAGCAUGCAGCAGUGCAAUGAUUUCAUGUUCCUUGGUACGGAAACCAUAUCACUUGGACGAGUCGGUGAUGAUUUUUGGUGCACGGACCCAGCUGGAGAUCCAAACGGUACCUAUUGGCUGCAAGGGUGUCACAUGGUGCACUGUGCUUACAACAGCUUGUGGAUGGGAAAUUUCAUACACCCAGAUUGGGACAUGUUCCAAUCUGAUCAUGCUUGUGCCGAAUUCCACGCUGCUUCUAGAGCCAUUUCUGGUGGACCAAUUUAUGUAAGCGACUCUGUUGGAAAACACAACUUCAAGUUGCUUAAGAAGCUUGUUCUACCUGAUGGCUCCAUUUUGCGGUGUCAACAUUAUGCACUUCCCACCCGAGACUGCUUAUUUGUAGAUCCUUUACAUGAUGGGAAAACAAUGCUCAAAAUUUGGAACCUCAAUAAAUGUUCCGGGGUUUUGGGUCUGUUCAAUUGCCAAGGAGGAGGUUGGUGCCCUGUUACUAGGCGAAACAAGAGUAGCUCUGACUAUUCACACUCCGUGACUUGCUUUGCAAGUCCUCAAGACAUUGAAUGGGGCAAAGGGAAGCACCCAGUUUGCAUCAAAGGGGUGGACGUAUUUGCUGUGUACAUGUUUAAGGACGACAAGUUGAAGCUGCUGAAGUACACAGAGAGUGUAGAAGUUUCUCUUGAGCCUUUUAGUUGUGAGCUUUUGACCGUUUCUCCAGUGGUGAUCUUACCCAGAAAAUCAAUCCAAUUUGCCCCAAUUGGAUUGGUAAACAUGCUCAACUCUGGGGGCUCUAUUAUGUCAUUGGAAUUUGAUCAACAGGAAAAUUUGGCGAGGAUUGGGGUGAGAGGACAUGGGGAAAUGAGGGUAUUUGCAUCAGAGAAGCCAGAGAGUGUCAAGAUUGAUGGAGAAUCUGUGGAAUUUGAUUAUGUUGAUAGAACCGUGAGGCUCCAAGUCUCGUGGCCUUGUUCUUCGAGGUUGUCCGUAGUCGAGUAUUUGUUCUGAAUCAUGAUUUGGUGUCCGAGAGAGCCGUGUAAUGUUCACAUAAACUGACUUAAGUGCAUUAAGCAAAUCCACCUUAAAUAAUAGUGCAUAACUUUGUUUUAUUUUUUUGAAGAAAAAAAAAUAAUGCUAAUGCACGUUAAACAAUAGUAGGUUUGUCCUGACAUGGGUUUCACACGGAAUAAUAGAUUUUUAUUUUAUUUUUA